Gasterosteus aculeatus aculeatus (three-spined stickleback) is the source of this 1350-nucleotide messenger RNA. RefSeq names its product RAB11B, member RAS oncogene family, b (gene rab11bb). The record is from RefSeq and is a predicted model, not a curated record. Gene Ontology annotation, molecular function: GTP binding; GTPase activity. NCBI's taxonomy places the organism in Eukaryota, Metazoa, Chordata, Actinopteri, Perciformes, Gasterosteidae.
CCUGACAGCGAACGCCGGCGCGCAGUCUCAGCGCGAAACCGCUAACCGAAUUCUUCUCUUUUUUCCUGCCCUAGAAAACAACAAGCCAUACCCGUCAUUUCCCUCCGCAUCCUCUUCGGGAGACAAGCGUCGGAGAGGCCUCGUCCAGAAUGGGGAACCGAGACGAUGAAUACGAUUUCUUGUUCAAAGUUGUGUUAAUUGGGGAUUCAGGCGUAGGGAAGAGCAAUCUGCUCUCUCGGUUCACCCGAAAUGAGUUCAACCUGGAGAGUAAGAGCACCAUCGGGGUGGAGUUUGCCACGCGCAGCAUUCAGGUGGACAGCAAGACGAUAAAGGCUCAGAUCUGGGACACGGCUGGACAGGAGCGCUACAGAGCCAUCACCUCGGCGUACUACAGAGGAGCGGUGGGGGCGCUCUUAGUGUACGACAUAGCCAAACACCUGACGUAUGAGAAUGUGGAGCGCUGGCUGAAGGAGCUGAGAGACCACGCCGACAACAACAUUGUCAUCAUGCUGGUUGGCAACAAGAGCGACCUGCGCCACCUCAGGGCCGUGCCCACGGACGAGGCCCGGGCCUUCGCAGAGAAGAACAAUCUGUCAUUCAUAGAAACUUCAGCAUUGGACUCAACAAAUGUCGAAGAAGCCUUCAAGAACAUCCUCACAGAAAUCUAUCGCAUCGUCUCGCAGAAACAGAUCGCUGAGCGCUCUGCCCAUGACGAGUCCCCGGGGAACAACGUGGUAGACAUCAGCGUGCCACCCACCACCGACGGCCAGAGGGGGAGCAAACUGCAGUGCUGUCAGAACCUGUAACCCGCGGCAACCGUCCCUCUUCACCUGGGUUGAUCUAUUAACUGAAAUCUGCAGUCUUGGUAUGCUUCCAUCUGCCCGGGGGUUGCUAUAUUUCUCUGAACCUGCCCUUUUUUUUUUUUUAAAUGAGUGGAGUCGGUUCCGUUUUGCCACGGAUGAUCAGUUCCAUAAAGAGCUGUUUGAAUUGAUUUCCGAGUUGUAAUCUGACCCAGGUAGUCUGCUACAUCCCGGUGCAAAAGCAGGACUGAUGGUGCGGUGUGUGUGUAGCUGCCACGAUGACCCACAAUUGUGUAGCAUAGCAGGUUAGCUUUGCUUGAACCCUUGUUAAAGGAAGGGUUGUUGCACAUGUUGGAGUCUUUAAGCCUGUCUGAUUGUCGUACCAGCAGUCCUGCUUUUGUUCUUUGUUCCCCCCUCAGUCAUCUCAAAAGUGGUUGUGACGCUGCUGAUGCUUAUGUCAUUUUCUGUAAAAUAUUGUUUUUGUUGUUUUGAUAGCUUGUCCGCUCACAUACAUUAUAUUAAUGCCAUGAAAUAAAUUUUACAAUAUUAA